AAUCAUUUUAUUUGGUUUAAUUAAACAACCAAUGAACUACAUUCAUACGUGAGCAAAGUGUAUCAUUACUUAGUCAUCGUUUCCGGGCUAAUUUCACAUAUCCUUGUGCAUUCUAUAAGAUUUCGUGUUACUUGGACGAAGAUCAAGUACUUGGAACGCUUUAGAUCCUUCAUUAGAAUUAUUCACUGACAUUUCGACAUUAUUUUGUUUGCAGGGAUGGCGACAUACCGGAAGUACGGUAUAAGUGGAUUUAUAAAUAGAUUUAUCACUUCCUCCUUCUUAAUGGUUAUAUUAUGUAAACAAGUCACGAGCAAAAACGAAACAUGUGGAGACGGUCGGUAUUAUACCAGUGAUAAGAAGGGGUGUAUGGACUGUGGUAAUUGUUUGGGUAAUAGUAUAUGCAAAUCAGAGAACGGACAUUGCCAAUCUGGGUGUGCUGCAGGAUACCAACCACCAUUAUGUAAAUCAGAGUGUGAAGAAGGAACAUUCGGUGGUGAUUGUGGAGGAAUUUGUCUAACCGGGUGUAAGAAUGGUCAAUGUAAUAGGGUAACGGGCAUUUGUAAUAAUGGAUGUAUUUCAGGAUAUUUGGGGAAAUUAUGUAAUGUGGAGUGUCCUGUUGGUAGCUAUGGCGAUGGUUGUAUCAAUAGAUGUAGUGAUGGAUGUAAUAAUACAUGUGAUUUUCAAACCGGAAAAUGUGGUUGUAAGAUAGGCUAUAAUGGUACUUUAUGUCACGAAUGCCCCGUGGGUACAUAUGGUAUGGAUUGCUUGAGUUCCUGUGAAAAUUGUCCAAGUGGUGUCUGUGAUCGUCUGAAUGGAUCGUGCCCGUAUUCUCAACAAAUAAACACAGACACAUAUUGUUCUGAAUGGAUUAUCUAUGGGAUACCGAUAGUUAGUGUUGUCAUAGCGGUAAUAGUAAUUAUAAUAGCAGUCCUCUGUGUGGCUCGUACAAACAGAACUGCAAGGAAGCACUCGUUGGCAGAAGAAAAACUGGGUUAUGUACAUUGUAAGUUAAAUACAUUCCAUGGCCGUACCCAGGGAUGUGUUGUCAACAGCGCAGCUGACGAUACAACAGAUAAUGUACCUGACCCAUCUCCCCCACAAUCUGGAGAGUCUGACAUAAGGAUAACAUUUUCUUCACAUCAAAGCGAUACUCUAUCCAAGAAGAACAAGUCAUUUACAACCAGCGACGAAGAUGGUUACAUCAGAUCCAUAAGUAAUGUAGCCGUCAAGAAGACCAAUGCAAGUACAACUAGCGAAGAUGAAGGUUACAUCAAGUCCGAACGUUAUGUAGGCUUCAAUUUUUCGCAGGGUGUCGUUUCCGCUAAACCAUCCAACGUCAAUGCUAACGAUGAUGGUGAGAACUAUAUGAACGUCAUUACCCAACCACUUCCGGGUCAGGGAGAAGAACUUUACGUUAACAUAACCGAUUUGGAAGAAACUCCAUCGACUCCAAUCUACGAAAACUAUCGUAAAGAUGUUAGAUAAACCAGUAAAUUUUGAGCCAUGUGAUUGACACGGUGUAUCUAAUUAUUGUAUUAUCUGUUACCAUCAGUGCGCGGGACUGGGGUUCGAUCCGAGUGUUGACCGCGAAAGCCUCUCUGAUCAGUGGCGCAGAAUGUAGAGCCUGACCAAUUUAGAGCCUAGUCGUUCGUGUGAUAUUACAUUACCGACAUCUCGUGUCCCUUGUCCCGCGCGAUGGAAUUCGAUAAAGCAUAGGCGGAAGCGCCGCUGCCAGGAAAAAAAACCCCUCAUAGCACACUGCAUGACGAAAUGCCUUUCUGAAAUAUCCCAGUUGGUGCUAGUCUCUAUCAUCCAGAAAAAUAUUCUACGAAUAUUAGUCUAGAUGCGUUGUCAACAUUUGAGAAUAAUAGGUCAUUGGCUAGAUUAUCCGGUCUUUUACAUUAUCACAAACAAAGUCUAAGGGAUGUAACUAGUCCCAAUACAAGAUGUUGAUGCCCAUUAAAUUCAUUUAAGAAUGCUAUUUCAGAAAAUCCGCUUGAGUACCUCACGACUCACGAUUCAUAUUUGUUUACACUAGUGCAAGAAUUAUGAGAUUUAUUACGGGAAGGGCACAACUCUUACUUGACUAGGCCAAAGAUUGCCAACAACAUAAAAAUCCAAAAUCCUGGUUACGCAUGGGCAAUGAAACUUUUCGUCAAAUAUUGACAACCGUCCUAGACCGUACGUUGAAGACUAGGAGGUUCUAGAUGAUCGAGACUAGGUUGGUACAGAAAAGUAGCCCCAUUGCAUUUCAUGUGUACAGUUGAUUUAAAUCAAGACAUUUCAAUUUCUGAAAAGUCAGUUAAAAUUUAAGAAAUGGCAUUUUAAAAUGCGGGUCGGAAUUUAAAAUUUAAUUUUAUUUUCGAAUUGUGUACUUUAAAGAUUUGACUUAGUAACGUUCAUUAACUUGGAUAACAUUUCUUUGAGCAAGAUGCAUUAAGUUAAAAGCUGAAUGGAUCCUGUAUUACGGAGGCAGACCACAGUUCAAUUUCACGAUUUGUAGUAAGUCUAAAUAUAGCAAUUCGCCCUGUUUCUAUUUUCUCACCCUUUUCAUGACUAUUUUUGUUGAUUUUUUGGUUUAAAAUCCAAGAACAUUUUCUGCCAGGUUUUGGUAGAGUUAUUCCCCCUGUCACGAUUACUCUUCUUCUGGGUUCCAGUAUGGUUAGAUCCGUUAGCUCUAUUUGAUAAUGUUUGAUCAAAGGUCACGAGAUGUAAACAGGGCUAGUGCUAAUCCCAACACUAUUCCUAACCCUGGACCUAGCCCUAAUGCUUAAGGUAAGCCUAACCUACAAUUUCGCCAACACUUACACGUGCCCUAACCUUAUUUACAUCUCAGCAACCUUGACGAGCUACCAAACCCAACUACCCGUGCGGCGGGGUGUGAGGUAGGCUGAACUUAAACGUGGGUCGUUUUGAAAAAUUGUACAUAAUGUUACGUACAUAUUAGAGCUCCGCGUCUACUGUUUUGGGAAAGUUUUCAUUAGGUUUUUACUUAUUGGGCACUGACAUGUCUUUUUUUAAUUUGUGAAUAGCUUAGAAACAUUCAAUCUGAUUAAAACACAGAUCCUAUUUCGUUUUUAUAGUUGAAAAUUUCGUUUUACUUGUCUUUACUAUACUAGGAUCUAGAAACUUUAUUAUCAUUGACGUGUUUGAAUAGGUUAGGUAUUAACCAACGAAACGAUCUGUUACGGCGAUCUUUAGGCGUGUUUUGCACGGAAAUUUGGGUAAUCCACUAGUAACAUCAAUGCGGAUUGGUUAAUCAAAUGUCUGACGUCAUAGAGUCAAACGCCUCUCGUAUGACCCCUGACGCGACCUAUCGCAACAACCGGUCAGAUCUUCAUGUAGUGUAGGCCAUCGGAAGUAUAAAAAAACGAAACGAAAUAUAGAUCUGUAUUUUAAUCAGAUUGAGAAACAUUGUACAUAAUUGUUCAUGUUUGCAUGGUCUAUUUAAAAAAAGUUUCAUUUUUAUUAAAAGUUUCAUCGUUGAAUAACAACAUAUACUAAUAAUGAUGUCUUUGCUUUCCAAGUUGUAUCAAUGGGCGUAUUGUAGUGUCUUUUGCGGUUGGCGAGAUAUAUGAAUUGUUUAACAGCAUAUAUAAGUAAAUCGGGCCUUGACUGCGGGCUAAUGGUCAAUCUGUUUCACAGUGACAUUGUGAAGGCCUUCUUGUUAUACCUAUGCAUGUUCUAGAAUUAAAUUGCAGAAGGAAAAGGUUAAUAUUGUGAGCUCAUUGACCUACACCGAUGUCACCCCUUUCAGUGAUAUUAGUCGCCUAGCGAAUAUUAACUGCUGAUCAGUGCGGCUAAGGCGGCCCACCGGAACAUACUUAGUUGAUAUUUACGCUGCUCAAUCCUCAUUAUGCUUACUGGAUCAUUAGUUUUUUGCCAUUGUAAAUUGAUGUGAUUAGCCGAUUUCAUUAGGAUAAUUUUAAGACCAGCUGCAUAUUUGGUCAAAGGUCACGGGUUGUAAACAGGGCUAGCGCUAACCCUAACCCUCACCCUAUGCUUACACCUAGUCCUAGCCCUAACUUUACCCCACAAUCUCGUCAACAAUCACGUGUCCUAAACCUUUUUACAUCUCGCGACUUUGACGAAAUCUGCAGUUAGCUUUAGUAUUUAAAUCUGACCACCGACAGCGGCAUUUCCACCCUCUCUUCGUGGAAAUCCAAUUAAAAGCGUGCACCACAGUGCGUACACCGAAGGUUUUCCGUCCCAUCCUAACGUCCUAACGACUAGCAGACGCUACUACCCUUUACAAAUGAGAACCGAACUUGAAACAACGAGAUUCUUCUUAUCCCUCACCGGGGUUUGAGAACCUAGGCCAUGGACUGCUCGCCCCCCCCCCCCCCCACAUUGAAAUGAAUAAUAUAAUUUUGAAAAUAACCCGUAAUUCACCUUGUUCGUCCAGGGUAAGAACUAUAUUAUAUAUAUAUAUUAUUUGAUAACAGAUGGGGGCACGGUGGCUCAUUGAGUCAGACGUUGGUUCGCUGAUCUGGAGAUCCGGCGUUCGAUCAGUAUGUUGACCGAGGAAGCUCAUCGCUAUUUCCCCUUGUCAGUUUUGCAGGACGAAGGGCCUGGCAAGGGGCCUGGCAAGGGCCAGGCAAGGGACAACAUAAAGUUGUUCGGAUGUGACGAAAACCUGAGGUUGCGUACUCCCGUUACAAAUUGGCGUGCACAUGGAAUAAAAGUAGGUCGUAGCGCCGCUGUCCGUUCCAAUUUUCCCUCAUAGCACCCUGUGUGGCGUAUGUCCGUCUUUAUUAGCCCAGUCGGAGCAGAACCAUAGGACGUUAAACCCCAUUUCAUUUCAUGUUAGGAGCAUGUUAAACUCUGAACCCCUAAUAAAUAAAUCAAAGUUGGUUAGAUUUAAACAUCGGUAGAUUAUAGAUUUAGGAUCUUAGGUUAAACAAAACGAAACGAAUUAAUCAUACGGGGUGGAUCGUAGUUGACAUUCUUUUGUUGAUUUAGAUAAUACCGACUUCAAUUCGUUUCUCAUUAAUAAAAUAUUGAUAAAAUUUGUGACAGGGCAAUCUCACAAUUAAAUGAUUCAAUUCUUGUUACUUCGCUUUAUCACUGUUCUACUUCUGUCAUAAAAAAACACGAGUCUUUAGACUGUUACCGUUUUCUCUUAAAUAAAAGUAUGGGAGUCUUUAGACUGUUACCGUUUUCUUGGGGUAAAACCGCGGAACUCUUUAGGCUGUUACCGUUUUCUUUAAUUAAGCCACGAGAGUCUAUAGACUUUUACCGGAUUCUUUAAGUAAAACCACAGUAAUCUUUAGGCUGUUACCGUUUUCUUUAAUUAAGCCACGAGAGUCUAUAGACUUUUACCGGGUUCUUUAAGUAAAAUCACAGUAAUCUUUAGACUGUUACCGUUUUCUUUAACUAAAACCGCAGAAUUCUAUAGACGUUUACCGAGUUCUUAAAGAAAAACCACAGUAAUCUUUAGACUUUUGCCAAUUUCUUUUAUGUAAAACCAUAUUAGUCUAUAGUCCGUUACCGUUUUCUGUUAAGUAAAACCACGUGAGUUACUGUUACUGUUUCCACCCAGACACGUUAAACUACGUUAUAUUUCGAUAAUGUUUCAAGCCUGUUUGAUUUAAAAGCGUUGAUAGCCAUUUGCAUUUUACGGAUUAUACUAAAAUUAACUAUUCAAUCAAGAAAGCAAAACCAAACGGAUUAAAAAGAGGCCUAUCAAAAGAUUUUACUCAACACUUAUAUGCGGCGCUGGCUUGUUAAAUAUCACCUGCAGUUGGUACCGAUGAUCCAAAAUUUCCAAAUAAUCAUAUUGUUGUAAAUGCCGAACAGAACUGAACCAUUCAAAUUCCUCAACAAAAAAAAAAAAACAAAAACAAAAAAAAAAGACAAGCAGCUUUAAUAAGUGAAUAAAUAAUUCAUUUUUGCUAUAAUAUUAUAUAUCUAAAGAGUUUUUAAACCAUUUGUCUACGUUUGUUUCAGAGACAUUUUUGAUUAGGCCUACAUGAUGAUUUUUGUUUUGAAAAUACGAGGAUGCUCAUUGGUCCGAAUUGAAUGCAUAAAAGGCGUUCCGAAUGAGAAGAUCCCUAUUGACUUCCAUUGAAAUGAAAUGGGGUUUAACGUCCACUUCCAUUCAAAGUCUGUGACAUAAUAUGAUAUAGUGCAAUUUUAGUUACCACAAUGUGCAAAAAAAAUCUAUGUUUUCCCCAUCGUUUUAAAGGACUGUGUGGUAUCCACUAGAUAUAAUUGGUUAUAUAUCUAUAUAUUGGCUUAUCGACCCGUGCAGCUGUUAUAGCGCCUUCUAUUUCAGUACACAAUAACCAAUUUUCAUUUUUUGCGUCACUUCCGGAAUCCCCAAACCACUUCUAUGUAAAAAAUUAUAUUUGUCACAUCCAUUAUAAAUUGAGUGGAUACCAACAUUGUUCUUUAAUAAAUUUCGACAUACAUGUUCUCUUAUUGGAAAAUGAAAUGGGGUUUAACGUCAUACUCGUAGAGUCUUACGGGUAGACUAAUCACCGGAACUCACCGGAAUUCAUUUACAAUCACCGGAAUUCAUAUACCAUCACCUGAAUUCACCGAAAUUCACUUUGAAGAUAUCAGAAUUCGCCCGUAAAAUCUUCCUAUUUACUAUGACAAAGAUGGUGUUCUAUUAUGACCAUAUAUUUUAUUUAUUUGAUGUAAUAUUGAAUUCUGUAUAUUUAUACUAUAGUUACUACGGUAGAUACAUGAAUUCGGACCGCAGGUUUAUAACCGAGAGUUUGUUUUUUUGUAUAAAUGGCAUAUAAUAUUAUUUUAUAUAUUAAUGGCGUGAAAUUUUGUAUAAAUUGUAUAAAUUGUAUAAAUUUUAUAAAUUGUAUAAAUUGUAUAAAUUUUAUGAAUUGUAUAAAUUUUAUAAAUUGUAUAAAUUUUAUAAAUUGUUUUCUAAUUGAAUAAAUUGUUU
Messenger RNA from Patella vulgata (common limpet), 6907 nucleotides. RefSeq names its product scavenger receptor class F member 2. The record is from RefSeq and is a predicted model, not a curated record. The transcript has 10 exons. Lineage: Eukaryota; Metazoa; Mollusca; Gastropoda; Patellidae. Bases 217 to 1485 code for a protein of 422 amino acids. Gene Ontology annotation, molecular function: scavenger receptor activity.